AUGGGUAUGACGAGUAAAACGACUAGUAGUGUGCCGCCAACGCGCGAGAAAGACGCGUUCGCUGGCUUCCACUACGACGAUCUAAAUGAUUUUGAUAAUGAAUAUAAAUCGGCGCUGGGCGAUUGGGAGGAUUUUCCAACCCGCAAAUUCAAGGCACGAGGAAUCAUCACGUGCUUGUGUUUGAAUAUCGACGUGGACCCAGAAGACUGGCGAGAAGAUCUCGCAAAAGAUGUGCCCGUCGCUAGAAGAGAGGGAACUAUAAAUGCUUGGGAUGUAAAUGACAACUUUGACAAUGAACUCCCUCCUCAAGACGUUAUCUACCGCAACAUCCAGGACACAAUCAAAUCGAACUUCAUCGAGCUCGCCCCUCGCGUCCUCCAAACCAACACCUUUAACUGGAAACAACUCCACCACAGCGAUGCCUACAAGCAGAAGAUCUUUCAAAACAUCGACAACAUGGUUCGCAUCACGCAAUCGCGCAUGGGCCGUGCCGAAGACCAACCUCUCAUUUGUUUUCACUACAAUGGACACGAUGUGCCCAGACCAACGGAAAACGGAGAAAUUUGGGUGUUUAGUCGACAAAUGACACAGUAUCACCCACUAAACGUCCCAGAAGAACUGGCCUCCAAGAUCGGCAGCGGCAUCUACAUCUGGGACUGCUGUAAUGCCGGCCUGAUCAUCGAAAAGUUUAACAAAAAAUACACGGGCAAUGGUACCAAUUUCCACUUUGCCGCGUGCGGCCGUGACGAAUUCCGACCGAUCAAGAGAAACAUUUCCGCGGACAUCUUCACCGCAUGCCUCACAAAUCCGAUCAAGACGACGCUCAAGUGGGCUCUAGGGCGCGAUAUUGCAAAAAUCAUUUGCCCAGAUAUUCAACCCAUCAUGAUCGACAGAUACCUUCCUGACUGCGACUUUGGCGAAAGAAAAGACCGAAAAACACUUCACGGCGAGCUCGGCUGGAUCAUGACCGGCUUGUUAGAAUCAAUCGCCUGGGACUCUAUGGCCAAGUCCGAGCUAAAGUCCUGUCGAAAGGCCUUCAAGCUGUUCCACGACGGAUUUCGCUGCGACUCGCUUCUGUCCGGUCUUUAUCGAAAUUUUCUUAUAGCAGAUAGAAUUAUGCGCUCUUACGGGUGCAAUCCAGAAUGCUCUCCAGAGCUACCAAAGAAUAUGCAUACUCAUCCCAUGUGGAAAAUGUGGGAUUCAACAGUGGACCGUGCUCUCACUCAACUUCAACGGAAUCUAAAACCUGACCCCCUCGUCGAUGCUCAAUGCCAAAGCUGCUUCUUCCCUACCUUAAAGGAAACUCACCUGGAGUUCUACGACCAGUGCCUUAACUCAUUCGAAAAUCUCAUUCAACUGCCUGUAUAUAAACGCGAUGUGGUCGACAAGCCUCCCAUCUACUUACCUCUCGCCCUUCAGUCUAUUCUCGAGCAAGCGCCGCGAAUUAAAGCUCUCAGCCUCUUUGCUCGCUAUAUGGACACUUGCCCUAGUGCCAUUUACAACACCCUCGCUGCUGGUCUCAAUCAAGAACAAAACUCAUAUUUGAUGCGUUUACUCGACGGGCUUGCGUACAGCAAGCAGCCGCACUUCUGGAUGGUGUUUAUUUGGACGAAACUGAUUGUCUUCCAGAACAAAUCGGCGUUCGUUAUUGCUCGAAUUUGCGAGGAAAAGGGCACUCUCACCGAUCCUGACCACUCGGCCCAACACGACGUCUACAGCAUGUUUACCAAGAACCAAAACUCAAACAACGGUCUUCCAUCUCCUGACUAUCUCUAUAAUCUUCCGCUUUUCCUCCUCAACGACGAUGGCUACCCGCCGAACACGGGCGAUCCCUUGUUACGCAAAUGGCUCCUUAUCCUUACUGGCCGUAUUUGGGAAGAUUACCCUUACGCUUUUCAACGAGCCUUUAGAGGCGACUACGUCGAGCCCAUUAUCAUGGAUUUCCUGCGUGAAGACAAAGAUCCACUUGUUCGCGCUGCAGCUGUUUACGCGAUUGGAACUUACAUUGGCUGUCGGAUAGACAACGAAGACGGCCGAUCGGACCGAGAAAGCCACCACGACAAGACGGAUCCGAUUCACAAGCUUACUCUCAUUGCUGCGGAGCUCUCGAACUCGCGAUAUACUGACGAUGCUUGCUGGCUUGUUCGCAAAGAAAUUGUGUGCAGCUUGCAGUUAUUCGUGGCUCGAUACUACGACAAGUUGAGUAAAGACUUUCAUAAAUUGGUGAACAAUACCUCUGGCAAGCGACGUGUCUCAAUCGGCACAAUCAACAGUAGAAUGCAUAAUCGUGGAUCACGACCUGGUAGCACUCACUCUUCUCCACAAAAGCCACAGCAAAGUGUAUCUGCUGAUCACAUCACUGCUGCCCGCACACCACCUAACCCUCCGGUGGAGAAAACACCGAUCCAGUACUUCGAAGAGCUCUCAACCGGUGUUUUCUUAAUUGAAAACCCCAUUCAUAACAUUGCUCUCGCCAUUCUGAAGCUCGCCAUGGAUCCGCACACCGAGGUCGCUAGGGAUGCAAAACAUCUCUUCGACAUUGUUUUCAAGCAAGUCGGCAGGCGAAAAAACUCCGGACACAGCAGUCACGUGCGAUCGAACAGCGCGCACUUGGAAAUUAUACCGAGUCAUUCUCGUCAAAACAGCGCGAACUUGGAACGCGUUCGAGAGGAUUCCAACGACUCGAGUGGGAGUCAAUCGUCGUGUCAUUCAAGCGGCAUUCAAAGGGCCGCGCAAAUUCAUGUUAAAAAGUCAACCUUCUUCAAAUAUGCCUCGAAAGACUGGCUUCGAAGUCAACUUAAGCAAGAGCCCGUAAUACCGCUCAAUCUUUAUGUCAACACUCAAAAAGCAACGCAGCGACAGCAUGACCUAGACCGCGCCCAUGAACUCUCCGAAGACGCUCGAAACGAGCAGCGAAAUCGUUCGCGCUCGAAGCCCCAAAAUCGCGACGAGCAAAGUGCACAAGCAACUCACAUAUUCAACGCUGCCAAAACGCACAACAAACGCAUCCUAGAACGAUCGAAGACGAUCUUCUCAGGCUCUGAAGUCAGCGAUCUUCGUCAAAUGGUACACUUUGGCGAGGUUGAUGAGAAGAUUUCUUCGAUGAUGUUUGUUCCUUACAACGAAGCGUUGAUUGCAACUGGACAGUCGGGAAUUCAUCUCAUAGAUUUCGCGUACUUGCCUUUCGACAUUCAAGAUGGCGACACCCGAAACGCUCAAAGCCGAAUAAUAGCGACGGACAAGGGUGUACAUCUCACUUCAAUGGCAAUCAUGAACCAAGGAACUUCGCCGAUUGUAGUAGCUUCAUCGACCGAUGGUUGUGUCAAGUUGCGCAAGUUGAGACGAAGCCUGGAAGGACGGCUAGAAAUUCAAGACUCAAUCCUUACCUCGUGGAGGGUCGCACCGGUUGGUCGGAGGCAAGAGAUCAAACUUGCUUGGGACGAAAGCUACCUCGCAUGUUCCUUCCAAGAGCGCAACACUGCAGUUGUGACUCUAUGGGAUGGUGAACAAGAGCGCCGGGUCCAUCGAGUAGCCCCAGUUGCGCUAGAAAAUCGAGAAGUAACCUGCUUUGCAAUCAUGGGCGACUUUGGCCUCAAGUGUGAAGACUUGCUUUGCGGCACCGAUGAUGGUGGAAUCUGGAAGAUCGACACAAGAAGCGGCCGCUUCCUCACAGCGAAGUUCGGCGAUCGAAUGCAAAGCAGAGCAAAGGGCCACAAAGUCGUUGGCAUGGACACAAGUCACGAUAAAGUAAUGGCUGGCUACGCCGAUGGCACGGUGAAAGUUUGGGAUGUUCGAAAAAUGUCGAAAGAGCUGGAAAAGCUGAAAUUCGGAAAGAGCGAUAAUUCGAAGUCUGAGUGUUGCCAGGCCUUCGCUGGAUCGCUAAAGUAUAACUAUUUCGCGCACAAUCUGCGCGCGGAUCUAUUCGUCCGUCGCAAAUCGCACCAAGAAGCGAGGGAGUCUUCGCUUCUCUUGGACCCUAUUUAUUCGUUUAAAAGUUCAUCUGCCGCUCGGAUGUUUAUGAGCAAGCCGGAUCCGAAGAUCCUGCACCCGACAUCACUCGCUACCCAUCCGUUCAACCCUUUUCUCGCAGUUGCUACGCGUCCCGGAGAAUCCGGCGACUUUAAUCCUGGAGUGAUCUCUGUCUGGAUGCCCAAGAAUAAAAAAUAUUCAUGA
Oikopleura dioica is the source of this 4173-nucleotide messenger RNA. The record is from the annotation of a GenBank genome assembly. Lineage: Eukaryota; Metazoa; Chordata; Appendicularia; Copelata; Oikopleuridae.